Messenger RNA from Paramecium tetraurelia, 978 nucleotides. RefSeq lists its product as uncharacterized. The record is from RefSeq and is a predicted model, not a curated record. The transcript is spliced from 3 exons. NCBI's taxonomy places the organism in Eukaryota, Ciliophora, Oligohymenophorea, Peniculida, Parameciidae.
AUGCAAGUAACUAAAAGAUCAAUAGAACUUUAAAUCUAUGCUAAUCUCUUAGAUUUUACUAUUGAAUAAUAGAAAGUUGUCUAAAAUACAUAAUCAAAAUGUUUAAAUGGAUUUAUAUUGAAAAAUUAUAUAUCAAUGAUAAAUAAUAGCAAAGUUAAUAGUUUAGUAUUCAUAAAGCAAAGAAAGCCUCAAUGUUCUUCUCUCAAAAAGCGUUAUAAAGAGAGAGAAAGAGCUUGGAAUGAUAGGAUAAUUAUAUCUGAAUAAAUCUUGCAUCUUAGGACAAAAGAGAGUUUCAAUAGGAAGAGACUGCCAAAAUUAUAAAAUACCACAGCAUCAAUAGUAGAAAAAUAUAUCAACAUUCAUAAACAUCAGCAAGAGUACGUUGAACUUGUUGAGUGCGAACAAAGAAUAUUUGAAACCAAAUUAGAAUAGUUAAAACAACUUUAUAAAGUGUAUUGUAUACCUCAAGUCCAUUAAAAUCUAUUCAAUGCAUUAUUAGAAGCAUCCUCGAAUAAAAGAGCUGUUGUAGAAGAGGAGCUAAAUCUAAUGAAUCAGAAAUUAGCCCCAAUACAGCAUUGUAUGUUUGUGAUUGCAGCCAGAGAGAACUGUUUUAAAUAAGUCUUAACUUUGGUAAAACAGAAUUAAAAUCAAAUUGACUAAAUAUCAGAAAAAUUAAAAGACCUUAGGAUGCUUAAUAUAACUACUUUAGAAAGCAUUGUUAAAUGGCAAUAAUAUUUCCAAAAUAAAAAUUUAAGGUAAGUAUUCCAAUUAGAUGAAAAUCCUCCUUAUCAUGAGAGAUUUUAGAAUGAUUAUUUAGAAUUGAAACCUUAACUUACCAAUUUGUUCAAAGUUUCAGAUCAGGCAGAUCCUUUCUUUGUUUAAUUGUUAGGCAAAGGAUAGUAAAGAUUGUAUAUCAGAAUAAGAAGAGCAGAAGCUGAAUUAAUGAAUUUGAAUUAUAAUAAUAUUUAUAUUAAAUGA